AUGUCCUCUUCUUCCUCCGAUGCUGCUUCUGCUGCUGCUGUGGUUGGCUCUUCCUCCUCUUUGUCCUCAACAACGUCCUCAACGACGUCCAUUUCUCUCAUUCAUCAUCCCAUUGAAUAUGCUUUAGGAAAAAUUGAUCAACUCAAUGAUGGACUGAAAACGAUCAAGCCUUUGACUUUGAUGUUUUAUACGGCAACGGCAAUGGCUUCUGCAUAUUAUGGAAAGAAACUUUGGGAGGCUUCAAAAGAACAUCCGAAUGGAUUGUCGGGUCUGAUUCUUGGAAUGUUGUUAAAGACAAUGAGAAAACUUCCGAUGGUUGAUUCCAGUAUUCAAUCCACGUUGGUGAAGAUUUCAAAAGAAAUUAAAUUAUCUUUUAAAAAAGGAAUUGAAAAUGAAGAAAUUAAUUAUCAAUUGCCUGUAGAGGGAAUUCCCUAUGAGGAAUUAUUAUCACUUUUACAAAGAAUGAGAGAUGUUGAUCGAAGAAAAGUUCAAGAAAAGAAGCUUUCUGGUGUCGUUUAUAUUGAUGCCAAGGUUGACAAUGAAGAAAAGCUCAAUAAGGCUGAGGAUAAGAAUGAAGACCGUUCUUCAGAUCCUUUAGCUUUUAGAAAGCAUCAUGAAGAGUUAUUAGCUAAAACUUAUAGUUAUUUUAUGCACACAAAUCCAUUACAUGCAGAUUGCUUUUUAUACACUCGUAAAAUGGAAUCUGAAGUUAUUAGAAUGACAGCCUCUCUUAUGAAUGGUCCAUUCAAUAAGGAGACAGGCGAAGGCGUGGUUGGUGCUGUCACAAGUGGUGGAACGGAGAGUAUUAUUAUGGCUUUGAAGGCAUACAGAGAUCAAGCAAGAGCAGAGAAGCCAUGGAUUAAGCAUCCAGAGGUGAUUGCUCCAAGAAGUGUUCACUGUGCAUUCGAAAAAGGAUGUCACUAUUUAGGAUUGAAGCUUCGAUUGAUCGAUGUCGAUUCGACUACAUUUAAAGUUAAAAUGGAUCUAGUAAGACAAGCAAUCAAUUCAAAUACCAUUUUACUUGUUGGUUCUGCCCCAUGUUUUAGUCAAGGUACUAUCGAUCCAAUCGACGAAUUGAAUGAUCUUGCAGUGAAACAUGGAAUUGGACUUCAUGUCGAUUGUUGUUUGGGUGGAUUUGUUGUUCCCUUUGCCAAGAAAUUGGGCUACGACAUUGGAGUCAAAGAAUUUGAUUUUACUUUGCCUGGUGUGACCACCAUGAGUGUUGACACUCACAAAUUUGGAAUGGCUCCAAAAGGAAGCAGUGUAUUGUUGUUCAGAAGCAAAGACUUGAGAAAGUACAUGUACUUUGUGACAACCGAUUGGAUGGGUGGUGUCUAUGCCUCACCAACAAUGUCAGGCAGUAGAAGCGGUGCUGUUGUUGCAGCUGCAUGGGCCUCCAUGAUGCAUAUUGGUGAAAAGGGAUAUUUAGAAGCAAGCAGAAGAAUUGUAAAUACUGUCUUGCGAAUCAAGAAGAGAAUUAAUGAAGAAAUUCCAGAAGUUGAAGUAUGUGGAGAUCCAAGUACUGUGGUAAUUGCAGUUCAAGCUAAGGCUUCCUACAGCAACAUUAACAUCUUCCAAGUAAUGGACUUUUUGUCACACCGAGGCUGGUCUCUGAAUGCUUUGCAAUUCCCAAGCGCUUUCCAUAUUUGUAUCACCUUAAAUACUGCAACAGAGGAAAAAGCUGAUGAAUUCAUUAAGGACCUCAAAGAUGCUAUUGCUCAAGUGAAGAACAAUCCUGAUAGCGUUAAAGGAUCCGCACCAGUAUAUGGUCUUGCAGUGGCAAUUCCUGACCGCUCUCUUAUUGCAAGUAUGGUGACAAACGUUGUGGAUGCCAUGUUGGAUGUUUAA
Molecule: messenger RNA, 1848 nt
Organism: Naegleria fowleri
Lineage: Eukaryota; Heterolobosea; Eutetramitea; Acrasida; Naegleriidae
Exons: 1
Coding region: 1-1848 (615 amino acids)
Biological process (GO): carboxylic acid metabolic process; sphingolipid catabolic process
Cellular component (GO): endoplasmic reticulum
Molecular function (GO): pyridoxal phosphate binding; sphinganine-1-phosphate aldolase activity
Source: RefSeq, a predicted model, not a curated record